Molecule: messenger RNA, 2146 nt
Organism: Protopterus annectens (West African lungfish)
Lineage: Eukaryota; Metazoa; Chordata; Ceratodontiformes; Protopteridae
Product: apolipoprotein L1-like
Exons: 5
Coding region: 484-1308 (274 amino acids)
Biological process (GO): lipoprotein metabolic process; lipid transport
Cellular component (GO): membrane; extracellular region
Molecular function (GO): lipid binding
Source: RefSeq, a predicted model, not a curated record
UGACACGGACACUCUUACUCUGUGACUGAUAUAUAAACUGAAUAAAGUUGAUUUAUCUGCAGUAAGUUUUAUGCCUCUGACCAGAGCACAUAAUACAUAUGAUUUCUUCUUUGGAAAUGUCAGAUUACUUCAUUAUUAUUUCUGUCUGUACUGUAUGCAUAUGCAGAAUGUCAUAAAGGGUGCAUCUCUUGUGAUUUAUGACCAACGAUUUCACAGACUGCAAAAAUCAUGGAACUUUUAUUCACUUUGUAAACUAGUCAAUUACACUAUGUGUGUAAUCAAAAAGGGAAAGGAGAGAGGGCAUCGGCGCACCCCUUCAAAAAGAGUACAAAUGAACAAUUAUAUUAACUCAAGGAUAAAGCAGGAGAAAUUGAUUUUAAAGAUGUUUCUGCGUUACCACCAGAAGUGGAUGACAAUAAAAGCAAUGAAGUCAACCUGGACAGUAUCCAUAAGACGGUCAAAGAUAUUGAUGACUUUCAGAAGAUGCUGUCCCCCAGAAUAGCUUCAUUUGAAAACAAAAUCCAGCAGCUUGAAAAAAUUGCAGACAACCUGGACUCAUUUCACAAAGGUGCUGUUGUUGCAAGGAUUGCAGGAAGUUCUGUUUCUGCAGCAGGCGGAAUCACUGCUCUUACAGGACUGAUGCUUGCUCCUUUCACAUUUGGGGUAUCUGUUGUGGUUGCUGGUGUAGGUGUAGGUAUAAGUGUUUUAGGGGGUGCAGCCAGUGCAACAUCUUUCAUAGCUGAUUCUUCAACACAAAAAGAAAACUGUAAGAAAGUGAAAGAAAUUAUAGUUUCUUAUUUUCAGGAAGCAGAUGAUAUUUAUAAAUGCCUGGCAUCUUUGGGGGAAGAGUUUGAGAAAAUUGAGAAAAUGGAUGAAAGAUUUAGUAGUAAAUAUAUAAACAUGAAGAACAGCAAAGCUGAGGAAGGAGACCCAGAUGUCUCAUUAGAUGAGGUGGCAGCAUUUCUUGGUUUAGCAGGAGCUGCCAGGGCUGGUUUAGUGGCUUUUCAUGCCAUAUCUAAACUUGCUCGAGCAUUUACUGGUGUUCUGUCUGGGAUGUUUCUUGCACUUGAUGCAUACCUUUUAGUUAAAGAUGCUCGUGAGCUGAGUGAAGGGGCAUCAACUGAAACUGUGGAUCACAUCAGAAAAGUAGCUGUAGCUUUAAAGGAGAGUUUAAAUGACUUAAAUGAUUCUUGUGCAAACAUUGCACAUGAUGGAAAUACAUUGUGGCUUCUUUACAAAAUCUCUCAGAAUGAAGAGAACUCUGAACCACAGGAAGGUAUAACAACACACCCUGAGGAAGCUACUUGAUUAACAUUUUUUAUUAUUUGGACUGUUUCUAACUCUUGUUACUUAUUUUAUCUGCUACAAAAAACUGUGACUGCAUAUAAUUUUAGGCACUGCAAUUUUCUACACCACUUGUUGCAAAAGGAAGGAAACUGCUUUCUUUUUCCUCCAUAAAGUAAUACAUGUGUGUGUGCCACCUUAUAUUCAGACAUAAUUCAAGUAAUUAGAUUAUUUCUGUCUACAAGAAAGCACAUAUAAUUAUUAUUUACUUUACAAAUAAUCAUUGGGCAAGGUGUAGGCGUUUAUUGGAAUUGUUUGUUGAGUAAUGAAUUCAUUCAUGGUAGAUCCUGUUUCAGAUAUACACAAAUUCUGAUUAUAAUAUCUGCUCAAGCAUUUAAAUGAACAGAUGCUUGAGUAACUCUAAAAAUGUACAUGGGCAGUACAGUUCUAUUAUUUAUUGGUAUCUGGUAUAUACUGACAUGAAUGCAAAGACCAAGAAAUCCUUAAAACAAGCAGCAGUAAAUCUCAACACAUGGAACACCCUUAACCACACAUUUCUUAUGUUAUUGUUUAUGAUAUUUUAAAUUGUUAUAUUUUAAUAAGAAAGAGAAAACAAAUUUAACUUUGUAAUAUAUUCCUGAAGCAAAGUAGAAUAGUUCAUGUAAUAAAAUACUACCUUGUUUAUUAACCACAUGUCUCAUGCAGCCCAGGAAAAUAACUUGUUAGGAUGAAGACUGCCUCUUUACCUGCAUGGUAAAAUCUAGAGCUGAUCUUCUGUUUCUUAAUUCCUACAGAUUUAAAACUGUUACAACCCAUAUUCCAAUAGGAAUUCUUAACUUCCACGAAGCACUUUGCUUUAUUU